Messenger RNA from Drosophila nasuta, 888 nucleotides. Its product is annotated as putative gustatory receptor 58b. The record is from RefSeq and is a predicted model, not a curated record. Gene Ontology annotation, biological process: sensory perception of taste. The transcript has 2 exons. Lineage: Eukaryota; Metazoa; Arthropoda; Insecta; Diptera; Drosophilidae. Gene Ontology annotation, cellular component: membrane. Bases 1 to 888 code for a protein of 295 amino acids.
AUGUUGCACAACAAGUUAUUCUUUUUACUAAAUAUAAGUUAUUACCAUAUGCUCAUCUAUGGAUUAAUGCCGACUACACUGCGAGCCAGCAAAAACUCCAGACUAAGGAUCUGCAAGGUGUCCUACGUAUACUUGAUCUACAGUUUUUGUAUCACGUUAUGUCUGUGUCUGCAAUUUCGGUAUGUGUUCCCUUCUGACUUCUUCGAAGGGUACAUGAAGAACAAUAUAAUUCUACAGUGGAACAUGAUUGUGAAUGCCGGACUCCGAGUUCUUGUCAUCGGCAGCUGCUAUAGUCUUGUCUGGCUGCGUCGACAGCGGUUGGUUCGCCUUUACCUGGAGUUUCUGUUAUACUGGCGAAUGCAUUGGCGCAUUCUAAGACAGAUUGUCGGCGAUCAGGCUCUAGGCAAAUUGCAACUACAGUUGGCGAAUAUUUUGCUGCGGGAAAUCUAUAAGUUUAACAUGGCCACCGUCUUUGCUAUCAUGUUUGCCGUCAAUGUGAACGUACUCUAUCACGGAGUUCAGUAUACCAACAACACAAUUAAGUCAGACACGUCUGGCAACAUUAUUGGUUUUGCACUCAUCGUCACCAAUCUAUGGAGUUCUGCCUUGGUUAUGAAUCUAAUCGAGCAUACGACUAACUCAUGCAAUGAUGUCGGACAACUGUUACGACAGUUUACCGACGAUCGCCGACUAAGUCCAGAGUCACAGAUUGAGUUGGAACUGCUUAUGAGUCGCAUACGAAACCAAAAACUCGUCUUUCGAAUUUGCGGCUGUGUUGUCUUGGACAGAGCUGCCUUUUUGAGCUAUAUUUCAUCUGUGCUGAAUAAAGUUAUCAUUCUCAUGCAGUUCGAUUUAGGACGUAAGCAAGACAUCAAUAAUAGAACGUGA